GGAAAUUAACAACGUGACACUCAGCGGAAGGAAAUAAAACAAGCACUAGUAGCGUUAGCUGUGUGCUGUAAGAUGAUAUUGUAGACAUAGCGCAGCUGGGUAUUGAAUUUUUAAUUAAGAACAACAAUGUCUUCAGUUGAGUUUCUGAGAGAGUUUGUCAGCGAGCGACUAACUGCUGCUGCAGAAGAAAUAUUAGGAGUUUUUGGGAAAACUGUCCUCAAGUACGAAGAAGAAAUCGAUCGUCAGCGCAGACUGCUGGAUAUCAUUUGGAAACCCGAAAUAAAGUUACACAGAACAGAGCUCCCACAGCAACAUGUCUGUAAGGAAGAGGAGGUUCUCGCUGACCAGCAGCUCUGUAUUGAGGAGAGGAACUCCAGUCUGGACCAGGAGGACCCAGAGCCUCCACAGAUUAAAGAGGAACAGGAGGAACUCUGCAGCAGUCAGGAGGGAGAGCAGCUCGUACUGAAGCAGGAGACCGAUGCCUUUAUGUGGAUUCCUGCUUAUGAGGAAAGUGACGACAGUGAACCAGAACCAAACAGAGACCACCAGCUCCUCUCUCACAGCUCUCAUGUAGCUGAGAGUCAAGAUCAGACAGGAGACAAGCAUGAAGACCUAGGGUCAAAUAGAGUUGCAGAAUCAGAACCAAAGGAGAGAUGUAACAAAAGUCAUAGUAACAAUGUACACAACUCUACCAUGUCAAAACGUCACUGUCAUACUCGCAGAGGUAAAACAUCAUGUGACAGUUGUGGAAAAUCUUUUAAGUGUAAGUCAAAAUUGCAGCGAUACCUGAAUAUCCGCACAGGUGAGAAGCCAUAUUUUUGCAGCAUCUGUGGGGAAAGAUUUAUAGAGACAUCAGUGUAUCAAAUUAGAAUCUGUUCAGGUGAGAAGCCAUAUACUUGCAAAAUAUGUGGGAAAGGUUUUAAAAAGAGAGGUCACUUGGUAGGCCACAUGAGAACCCACACAGAUGACAAACCAUAUUCCUGCGAGACAUGUGGGAAAGGUUUCAGAUUUUGCUAUAACUUGAAAGUGCACAUGAGAAUGCACACUGGUGAGAAGCCAUUUCCUUGCAAGACAUGUGGGAAAGCUUUCACCUCUAGUGGUUACUUGACAAUCCACAUGAAAACCCACACUGGUGAGAAGCCGUUUCCUUGCAAGAUAUGUGGAAAAGCUUUCAGCUCUAGGGGUCAAUUGACAGUCCACACGAGAAUCCACACAGGUGAGAAGCCGUUUCCUUGCAAGACAUGUGGGAAAGCUUACAGCUCUAGUGGUCACUUGACAAUCCACAUGAGAACCCACACUGGUGAGAAACUGUACCUUUGCAAGACUUGUGGGAAAAGAUUCUUUAAUAAGUCAGGACUGAAAAUGCAUAUUCGAACCCACACAGGUGAGAAGCCAUUUACUUGCAAAACAUGUGGGAAAGCUUUCAGUCAGAAGGGUAACAUGACUGUCCACAUGGGAACCCACACAGGUGAGAAGCCGUAGCACCACAGCAAGUGGUGUAAAAUGGACUUUGAGGUGUCUGAUUUGUCAAGGCAGAUAAAAUCACAUACAGGCAAGUAGUUUUGGAAUUUCAAAAUAUGCGGGAGCCAAUUGAGUGGUUCAAUUCUAGUGGUUUGUCGUCAGAGGACACAAGAACUCAGAAUAAUUGCAGGACUUGAGGGAAAAGUUGUACUCAAAUCACAUACUUGAAAACGCGUUUGAGGAUCAGGAGAAACCAUCAAGCUGAACUCGUGAAGACGUGUUCAUCUACUGAAUGAAAAACACUUAUGGAUGUAUUACACUAUUAAUCUCAGUAUCUUUGUGUAAAGUUUCCCUUGAUGUGACAGAACUGCUUAUAUUUCUGUUGGCAACAGUAUUUCUUUGAAACAGUCAUAAUCUCCCAAAUAGAGUAAAAAUGUUAGUUUCACAGUUAGUGUACUGUAGUGGUUGUUAAAGGAUAAAGUCUGUAUUUUUAAACCUGGGCCCUAUUCUUUUUAUUUUUAUUUUUUUUUACAUAUUUUGGUGUUGAAAUGACUAGUAGAUACAAGGACAAUUCCAUCUGUGGAAUCUCGGGACAGACAAGUGAUAAAUCAGUCUGAGCAAAAGGCAAAAAGGAGCACGUAAUUUUGACGGCACAAUUGCCCCAAAGGAAGACGUUGCAGCCGGUUUGCGGAAGCCAUCUACUGCAAGUAUUCCAAAACUUUCCACCCCAAAAUAUGUAAAAAUAGGGCCCAGGUAUAAAAAUACUAAAAUUACCCUCGGAAGUAAUGCUGUGUUCUUGAUGAUUGUGGUUUUUGACAAAUGUUUAUUUAUGAAGUGUCUUGGAAUUGUUUUUUGUUUAAACUUUAACAAGGACUUAAACUCCAUGUACCAAGUUGUAUUGAUGGUAGACCCCUACACAUCUUUGAAGUUGAAUGUCUGACAUCACUUUUUUAAAUAACUAAAUAAGAAGUCUUAUUAAA
Molecule: messenger RNA, 2441 nt
Organism: Micropterus dolomieu (smallmouth bass)
Lineage: Eukaryota; Metazoa; Chordata; Actinopteri; Centrarchiformes; Centrarchidae
Product: zinc finger protein OZF-like
Exons: 2
Coding region: 127-1482 (451 amino acids)
Biological process (GO): regulation of DNA-templated transcription
Molecular function (GO): DNA-binding transcription factor activity, RNA polymerase II-specific; RNA polymerase II cis-regulatory region sequence-specific DNA binding
Source: RefSeq, a predicted model, not a curated record